This is a messenger RNA of Schistosoma spindalis, 2620 nucleotides long. The record is from the annotation of a GenBank genome assembly. Lineage: Eukaryota; Metazoa; Platyhelminthes; Trematoda; Strigeidida; Schistosomatidae.
GGAAUGUAUUAUACACUUGUCCUACGUUUCCCCGCAUACAUAGUACUACGAAGCCGAAAAAAAUCAUUUAUUUUAUUUGCGUCAUAAAGGUCAUAAAAUUGUUUUGUCACUCUGGAUAUCGGAUGUUUAACUGCUGUCGCAAUAUUUGGCGUCCGCGUCACUUUUAUCUUACGAAUGCUUUAUCUUGUCUUUCUAAAUAUACUCCUGUUUAUUGGUUGCUAUAUAGCUGGAUGCGUACCUAUAUCUUUCAGAAUACCUGUAUCGAAAAUUCGUAUACUAACUGUUUUUGGUGCUGGUCUACUUUUGGGCGCUGCAUUAGUUGUGGUCAUUCCUGAAGGCAUUGCAGUCAUUUGCAGCUCACAUAAACAUCAACAUUCAAACCUUAUUUCGAAUAAAGAUAACCACUUAAAUCUGCCUAAUUCACGUAGAUUGAAUAUGAUAGAUACAAUAGAAUCAACAAAUGAAAAAAAUCUUCCAUCCGUAAUAAAUAAAGACAAUGAUCCAAUGAAACAACAAAAUAGUAUUGGCAAUGAAAAUAAUCAUGCUUCAAAUGGAUAUCAUCAUCAUUCUCGUAAUGAUAAUAAUGAUAAUAAUAAUAAUAAUAAUAAUAAUAAUAAUAAUAGUAGUUAUAUUCAUCAAAAAGUUGGUAUUGCAUUAUUAUUAGGUUAUUUAUUCAUGUUAUUAGUUGAUCAAAUGAGUUAUAUAAUAUUGCAAUUGACUUGUUGUCAAACUACGUUAUUUGGAUUAAGAAAAUUAUGUUAUCAUUCUAUGUUGUAUAUACCAUUCAUGAAUAAAUUUAAUAAUAAUACCAAUAUCAAUAAUAUAAACAUAAAUAACUCAAUGAAUACAAUUAAUACAACUUCUAAUAACAUUAUGAAUUGUACUACUAAUAAUACCAGUAAUCUAUCCAAUGAAACAUCAAAUAAUAAUAAUAACGGUUCUAAUUGUUCAUCAAUUAAUUCAAUUCAAUCAACUCAUCAUAAAGGAUUUAUUGUGACAUGUGGCUUAGUGAUACAUUCAUUAGCGGAUGGAUUAGCAAUUGGUUCAGCAUUUGCAUUAAAUCAAUUACAAUUGGAAUUGAUUUUAUUUUUAGCUAUUAUUUUACAUAAAAUACCAGCAGCUUUCGGUUUAUCAUGCUUUCUAUUACAUGAAGGAUUUACACGUGAUCGAAUUCGUUUACACAUGAUUGCUUUCUCACUUUCUUCACCAUUGGCUUCAUUUUUCACAUAUUUCUACCUCUCAUCCUCAACAUCAUCGACUGAUACUGAUAUUGAUACAGCUUCAACAAGAACAGGGAUAGCUCUUUUAUUAUCGGGUGGUACAUUUCUUUAUGUGGCUGCUACACAUAUUCUACCAGAAUUAAUCAAUUCAUCAAAUACUGGUAAUACCAUUGAUUUAAAUAAUACUGUCAAUGAUACUACAAAUCUUAACAAACAAAUAAGAAAUCCCAAUUUAUAUUUAUUUAAUGAAUCAUUAAAUAAUACACGAGGACAUCAUGCAUUGUACACUGUAGAUAAUAGUCAUGAAUCAAUUAUUAUGUAUAGUUAUCCAAAAUCAAAUGAUUAUAUGGAUUCUGUUUCACAUGUUCAUCGUUUAAAUAUAAUUGAAGUGAUUGUAUUAAUUACUGGUACAAUAAUACCAAUUCUAUUCUCUACGAAUCAUUCUCAUUAAUAAUACGAAUGUAUCAUGAUAAUAAUUUUCUAGUUUAUCAAUAAUCAAUUAAUUCAUCUAUUCACAGUUGACUGAUUGAUUCGUUGUUGAGUUAAUUUCUCUUUCUUAUUGAUAGGAAAGAAGAAGAAAAAACACCAUUCUGCAGGGAUUUUUGAAUUUUUAUGAUCCUUUUCCGUAGAUCAUCAUAUCAUUUAUGUAAGUUGUUUGGUUCGGGCCCCCCCAUUUCAAUACUGUGAUAUAAAUAUGUAUGUAAGUACACACACCAAAUUCAUACUGUUCUUAUUUGUCUUCUAAAUUAUUCAGUGAUAUUGUAUUUUGUAUUCUUAUUAGCUUUUUUUCUAAAGAAGUAGUAUAGUCAAUUAAUGUAUAUUAAUAAUUUUGUUUUGUAUAUGGAUAGAUUACAAUCAGCUCUCGUGUUUGUCUAUGGAUUAUUGUAUCUUAUUUCUGAUGCUUCAUUAAGGUUUUUGAAUAUUUCUCAGAUAAUAAUAAUGAUAAAUCUCGAUUAUCUUUACUUGGAAAAAGUGCAUAUUUAAAUUAUUUUGUUGGUCUUAAUGAAAUAGGUUUUAUCUAUUAUUUUAUUUUAACACAUACAUUUUCUACAAGGAGGCACGAAAUAGAUAUGCGCCACACAAAUCUUACUUAAUUUGUGUGAGGGCUGUGAUACUGGGUGCUCAAACCGAAGCAGGUGGUUUUCUUAGGGGACCACACCCCGAGCCUUCAACCUGAACGUCUGAUCCACAAGGCAGUGGAGCGUCGUAAGGAGAUGCGGUCCCAUGGUAGCCGGUGACCAACGAUUGGUUCAUACGCCAUUUGUUCCCGCAGGAUACUGGAUCCCAUGUGCACCAUUGAUUUGGGAUCCGGUUAUAGCGCUGGACAUUCGCUUUUCGUCCUGUCAUUUUCGUAAAGAACACCCCGCCACGAGAAGGCAGUGAGUAGGACUUCCCUGGCA